AUGGCAGCACGACAACAACAACGGCGAAAAUUUCGUGAUAAGAAGGACAUAUUCCGGGAUUUCAGUGAUGCUGAGCUCAUCAGAAGAUACCGUCUGGAUCGUGCUGGCAUCGUAGCAGUGACAGACUUGGUGAGGGACGAACUGCACAGUCAAACUUGCCGAAAUAAAGCACUCCCUCCAGAGCUGAAGGUGGCUAUAACUCUUCACAAGAAAGUUCAGAGGAAGCAGGUGGAGUUCAUGGCUAUAGCCGGAUUUCCUGGAGUAGUGGGCGUGAUUGACGGGACCCACGUGCGGAUUGUGGCACCCAAAGAUGAUGAGUACGCCUAUGUGAACAGGAAACGCUACCAUAGCAUCAAUGUUCAGGUAGUGUUUGAUACCACCUACAAGAUCCUGGACAUAGCAAAAUGGCCUGGAUCAGUGCAUGAUGCCCGCAUCCUGGAUGAAUCUGGACUCAAAAUCUUAUUUGAGGAUAAUUAUGUGCACAACCAUGCCAUCUCCUUGGGGACAGUGGAUAUCCAUUCAAGCAGUGGCUCCUAA
Portunus trituberculatus (swimming crab) is the source of this 537-nucleotide messenger RNA. RefSeq names its product putative nuclease HARBI1. The transcript is spliced from 2 exons. Bases 1 to 537 code for a protein of 178 amino acids. The record is from RefSeq and is a predicted model, not a curated record. Lineage: Eukaryota; Metazoa; Arthropoda; Malacostraca; Decapoda; Portunidae.